Molecule: messenger RNA, 2478 nt
Organism: Felis catus (domestic cat)
Lineage: Eukaryota; Metazoa; Chordata; Mammalia; Carnivora; Felidae
Product: SLAM family member 9-like
Exons: 7
Coding region: 1157-1948 (263 amino acids)
Source: RefSeq, a predicted model, not a curated record
GGGUGGGCCUUCCCACAAAGCGCUUUGUUCUUGUGCUCAGAGCGUCUUCCUUAGACACCCGACAGUUAAGUGCAGAGAAAAUCAGAAAGGAGAUUUGACUCGUUCAAUGGUGUUAAGACAGAGGACAGGCCCAAAGCAGGGGGGUCACUGUGUCCCUGGUACAGUGGUUUGUGCGACUUUGGGCCUGGCCAUCGGCUGGCCCUGGGGAGCGGGGCUGCCUGGGGGGAGUGUGAACCCAGGGAAACAGGUAAGGGGUCCCGCCUUCUGCCAGCUGGGGAGCUGAGAUCACCAGGCUGGUCGUGCCCACAGGUCGGGGCGUCUCCCACACAGCGCCUCACCCAGGGGGGGUUCCUAUGUUUAUUCCACCAUCCUUCCCGAGGGUCCCUGCAGGUGCCAGAGAGAAGAGGAAGCAUCUGAAGGGCUUAUCUAGAGCAGCCAGCUUGUCCUAGGCAGUUAGCUCCGCCCUUGGGGUGGGAAGAGCCCAAGAGUGUUCUGAGCAGAAGCUCGCCUCUUCUCUUGCCUCUGCCUUCUGGAUGUUUCCUCCACGGCCAACUGGGCCCAGACCAAGCCUGAAGGAGGCAGCCUGUGAUGGGAGCCCACUCGGAAGACCCCCACCUGUGCCGGGCCUCCCGGCUCCUGGGGUUCAGCAGCCUCGUCCUCAGUGCGGCGGCUCCUCUAAAGUAAUGGGACACAACAAGCCAAGGACACAAGCAGAUGCAAACCGCAAUGGGACGCAGCAGCUGGCACGUGGGGACAGGGACCUGCCGUCCGGGCCGGGCAGCGUCAGGCGGGACGCAGCCGCCUGCUGUCGGAAUGAGGGAGUUAGUGAGGACAUCAUUGCGUAGAAGGAUCUGGAAUCUUCUACAAGCAAUACUGGCCUGAGCCGUUCUCUGGGUUCUCUGCUUCCUGGGAGAGCCAGGAACGAUGUGAGCACAGCCAGGAGCAGGCCCCGGGCGCCUUCAGCACUGUGGUCAACGGUUCUGGAACUCAUGGAUCUCAAGUGGAGGAUUCUGGAUACCUGGUUUCUCUGAAGGGAACACAAGGAGGUUCUGUGUCAUUUCAUGUGAUCAGACGUCCAGAAUUAGCUCCAGGACUCAAGCUGGAGAAGAUUUCUUGGGCCUUUAAAAACAAGUCCGACUACUUACUUCUCCUGCUCAUGUCUCCUGGGGAAGAUGUUCCAAAAUGGGUCAACUUCCAGGACAAGUUCGAGAACAGGGUCCAUGUGCUCAACACCAGGAUCCUGAGGAUUGACAACCUGACCCUUGAGGACAGUGGGCAGUACUGGGCUCGAGUCUCUUUAACAGGAGGAAGAGAAACGAACCGGUAUUUCCACCUCACUGUCUACGAGCCCGUGCCCCGCCCCCAGAUCCUGGCCGAGACUCCAUCCGUCACACCAGACUGGUGCAAUGUCACCCUGGAGUGCCACGCCCCGGGACCCAGAGAGGACGUGAAUGUGUCCUGGGAGAGCAAGGGCCUCCCCAGGGAGCUGGAGCAGAGAGGGGUCCCAGGACCGGCCCCCAACCCCUGGACCGUGGCUCUGAAGGUGCCCCUGAGCCAGCCCAGCCCCCGCAUCACCUGUGUGGUCAGCAACCCGGGGGACCGGAAAACUGCCACCCGGGACCUUGGGGACGUCUGUGCCCACGGUCCACUUGGACAGGCCGGUGCUGGCUUCUUGAGAGACAUCCUGGGGGCUCUUGGCAUCACGUUCCUGAUCCUUGGAGCUGGACUGUACCUUCGGUGCUCACGGGGGAAGAAGCAGAGCUUGGAGCCUGGGAGAGGGUCGCAGGAAGAGCACAGGGACUGUUUUGGUGGCGUCCGUUAUGCAGGGAAGAUGUCCCGAGACCACAGGAAGCAGGGUUCGGGGGAACCACAUCUCGAACAGGAGACACCGCUCACGACAGUCUACAGUGAGGUCCGCCACCCAGGCCAGGGCUUGAGGGUGAUUUAACUGGAAGAAGCAGGGAAUCCAGCCUCCCCCCGACACCUCUGUUGUGUGCGUGAUGCCUGCGGCCCUGGUCCUGCCCCUUCCCCGUCUGACUGCUCUCAGCGGGGACCGGAUUCAUCCAACCUCCGUGAAUCUCUAUGCGGACACGUCGUGCCCAAGUUGAGCAGAAGACACACAUCGCGGCAGAUCGAGGGGGACUUUCGUCAUUAAACGAGUCCAAAGCUGUGGUCCAGUUCCGCUCUGCCUCAGCCCCUUUGGCAACCGUCAACGGAGCCCACUCUCCCCACGUGUGUGCCCCGUCCGUCAUCCUGUCCGGACUCUCGGCCUCUGGGACCCAUCGACAUGAAGUCUCAACUUCCAGCCUCGACCGGUUCACCACCAGCCAAUUGUCAGUAUGUGCAUUUUCUUUCCGUCUCUCUCCCCAAAUAUAUGUGUAAAUAACCACUUAAAAAAAAAAAAGAUGAAAUUUGUCUAAGACCUAUUAUGGCUUUGUAAUUUCAGGUUUAAUUUGAAAAAGUUUGUUUUCACUCUGA